CGGCCGAGCCGCCCGGGCGGCCGAGCCGCGGCUGGCGCCGGCAUGGGAACGCUAGGCAAAAGGAGAGAGAACCCGCAACCUGCCCAAGCAUGCAGCACCACCCCUGAAACAGCACUUGAGCUGAAGCAGAUCAGUCAUUGUCCCAGCCUCUCAAAUCUCACCCAGGUCACGAUGGUGCCGCUGGGGCACUUAGCCAAAGGGGCCACUUUGGAAGAUCUUCUUGAAACCUGCAUUCAGUCUUUUGAUUUAGAAGGAAAUGCAUAUCAAAACAACCAGCUGCUAAAGAUAAUUCUGGCCAUGCAUCAGUUCAUCAUCUCCUCUGCAGACAUGCUCCAGAAACUCAUUGAUCUGUAUCUUAAUGCUUUAGAAAAUAAAUCUUCCAUGCUGGCUGUAAAGAUAUGCUAUUUUGUGAGGUAUUGGAUUACGGAGUUCUGGGUUAUGUUCAAAAUGGACUCUAAACUAUCUGCAACUAUGGAGGAAUUUCAAGAACUGGUUAAAGCUAAUGGUGAGGAGUUACACUGUCGCCUGAUUGACACAACUCAAAUAAAUUCUCGGGAUUGGUCUAGGAAGCUGACACAGCGUGCAAAGGCCAACACCAGUAAGAAACGGAAAGUCUCACUUCUUUUUGAUCACCUUGAGCCAGAGGAGCUGUCAGACCACCUUACCUAUCUUGAAUUUAAGUCUUUUAGAAGAAUAUCAUUCUUGGAUUAUCAGAACUACAUUGUGAAUAGUUGUGUGAAGGAGAAUCCAACAAUGGAAAGAUCAAUUGCUCUUUGCAAUGGUAUCUCUCAGUGGGUGCAGCUAAUGGUUCUUAGCAGACCAACACCACAGCUUCGGGCCGAAGUGUUCAUCAAGUUCAUUCAUGUUGCACAGAAGCUCCACCAGCUGCAGAAUUUUAAUACAUUAAUGGCAGUGAUAGGAGGUCUCUGUCACAGUUCCAUUUCCAGACUCAAGGAAACAAGCUCAUGUGUUCCUCAUGAUGUCACUAAGGUGUUUAAUGAAAUGACGGAACUCCUUUCAUCCUACCGAAAUUAUGAUAGUUACCGACGUGCCUAUAACGAGUGCAGUAACUUUAAGAUACCAAUCCUUGGGGUCCACCUGAAAGACUUGAUAUCGCUUUAUGAGGGCAUGCCAGACUACUUAGAAGACAAAAAAAUUAACGUAUACAAACUAUACUCUCUGUAUAACCACAUAAAUGAGCUGAUACUGCUCCAGGAAAUGCCACUUCCCCUGGAGGCUAAUAUGGACCUCGUUCAUUUGCUUACACUGUCCCUUGAUCUUUACUACACAGAAGAUGAAAUUUAUGAGCUGUCAUAUGCACGAGAGCCACGAAGUCACCGAGCUGCUCCUCUGACGCCUUCCAGACCGCCGGUAGUUGCAGACUGGGCCUCAGGAGUAGCCCCGAAACCUGAUCCAAAAACCAUCAGCAAACACGUUCAGAGGAUGGUAGAUUCUGUCUUCAAGAAUUAUGAUCAUGAUCAGGAUGGAUACAUUUCCCAGGAAGAAUUUGAAAAGAUAGCUGCCAGCUUUCCAUUCUCAUUUUGUGUAAUGGCCAAGGACUGGGAAGGUCUGAUUAGCAGGGAUGAAAUAACAGCUUACUUUAUGAGGGCUAGCUCAAUUUAUUCCAAGUUAGGACUUGGCUUUGCUCACAACUUCCAAGAGACCACUUACUUGAGACCUACUUUCUGCGACAACUGUGCUGGAUUUCUAUGGGGAGUCAUUAAACAAGGAUACAGAUGUAAAGACUGCGGAAUGAACUGUCACAAGCAAUGCAAAGACCUGGUUGUGAUAGAGUGCAAGAGAAGACCCAAAACGUCAGUUGCAGACAGCAGCCCAACAUCUGCUCUUGCUUCAAGCCUCUGCCCAGUAGGAGUCAAAGAGCAAUUCCAUGGACAAGAAGAAGGACCGUUCACAUUUCCUAAUGGAGAAGUAGUGGAACACAAUGAAGACAGCAAGGACCGAACCAUUAUGCUCAUGGGUUCCUCAGCUCAGAAAAUCUCAGUGAGACUGAAACCAGCUGUGGUUCAUAAAGGUACACAGACUGAUCCCGUACUGCUGGCUGGUGAUGCAUCUCGUAGGCAGACAGAGCCAAAAGAACACAGGAUGCCAGAAAAUCCUUAUCUCCAGGCAGCUCCACCAUCCCCAUGUCCAAGCCCAAUUCUAGGCCGCAAAAAGGGAUAUGUUAAAUGGGAAAACAAGGACUCCAGCCAGAAAAUUAAGGAGGAGCAUCACAGCUGUAAACCGUCAUACCAGGAACUUGAGCAGGAAAGAAAUAUUCUAAAAGCAGAUAAUGAAGGUUUAAAGAUCCAACUGGAACAGGCACAUAAAACAAUUGAAACUCUCACAAUCCAGAGAAAAAACCACGUAGCUGACAACCUACAACACAGAGACUGCUCCUAGCAGAAAAGAGAGGGAAUCUCCUGUGGAAGUACACAAGACUGAAGGAGGGGCUGGGACAAAGCUGCUUUACCAAGUGAACCGGAGAGAGAGCCUGAAGGAUGUUACUCUCUACUCAUUUGUGUAUUAAACACACAUACAUCCCAAAUGUAUAAAUCCGUACCUUUGACUUAAGGUAACUUAGCAUUAUCUGUGCAAUGAAAACGGUAUCUAUCUUCUGGGUUUGCUUUUAAAAGGCAGGACGUUGUUGCUGGGGUUUCCGUUCAUGACGGAGACCGUGUGGAUUCCCCAGUGACUUGGCUGCCAGCAGCACUUUACCGAGUGUUCUGACAAAGUAGCUAGUCUUAAGACUCUGUCACCUCAGAUUUGGCCCAAAUUCAGGUUUCUAGGAAAAAAAAAAAUGUUUGAUAAACUUGCGUAUUUAAGUAAAACUGUAGAAACAGUCCAGAAGAGAAACCGUUCCUUCUCAUUGUGGCUGAAACCAAUUAAAAGUGGACUGUCAUCUUUAUUCCCAACGUUUAAUGACUUAUUUGAAUAUUCUUGUUAAGCUAAUGAUAUUUGAUUAUUUGGCGUUGUCAAUUUAUUUUAACAACUUUUUAAACCUCUGUCAGAGCUUUAGAAGUAAGCCCUGCUGCUCAAAUGCUUACCUUUGUUAAGGUAAAAUAGAUGAGAGUAGAGCACUUGUGCUGAAUACUGCUUCCAGUUUCGUGUUCCACGCCACAGCUUGGCACACGUAGCCCUACUUAUUUGGCUUACGGGCUAACUUGUCCACGUACGGUAGAUAUGGGAUAAGGUGGAUUAGUUGAUGUCAAAGCGGCCACCGCUGUUGAGUAGGACCUCGAGGGCCAUAGUAUGAGGGAAACUGUACAGUAAUGCCAGGGCAACAGUUACUGUGUUCCAGAGCUCCUCGUAGCUUCUGGUUUCUCCAUUUCCUCGCUCCUAGAUGUCACAUGCACUUUAGGUAGAGAGUCAAGAUGAGCAUGCUCUUACGUGUGUAAGUUUUGUGUAGUAAAAGGUGCUAGGGCGGUAACUUCGUUCUCUUAAAGCUACCACGUGUACAUAUUGUUAAGAGGCAACAAACCAGUCUUUCAAGUACUGAUAAAUCUGGCUACUCUGACAAGUAAUUUUAAAAUUGCAUUCGCAUCCCAAGAGAAUCCGUACACUGACAGCUGUAUAAAACUCGCUUGCAUUUAUCAAACAGGGAUUUGUCAUCACACAUGUAAACAUCAGAAACUGAUUUUGUUAUAUUUGACAAAGUCCACUUAAUGCUCCUCAAAAACCUGUAACUUACAGAUCCAUUAUAGAUUGAAAUUUAGUCAACCUAUUACAACAGCAUGUGUGCUUUGUGUUCAGAGUGGUAUAAAUGUACAUUCCAGCCACAAUUUACAGUCAUUAUCAAGUGUAUGAAUGUUUUAUUUAUAAAAAAAAGACCAUCUGAAACUACUUGCCAGUUUAGUGAUUCUAAAUUCUUGUUUUGAACUUGGAUUGUGCUUGCAUCAACAUGUGUAAGUAAAAACAAAUGGAGGGAAAUUAUAGUAGUAGUAGUAGUAGAAGAAUUUAUAUUACCUUACUGUAAAUAACUGAAACGCAUCGGACAAAAACCAGCGGCUGUGAAGGUUCUGCAACUUUUUUUCCUCAUACACUAAACCUGAAUUAUUAACAAUUAACACAGAAUUGCACUUUGAUCGAUGAAGCAAUCAGAAUGGCUUUCAGGUCAUGGCUGCAAACUUGCUUUGCCCAUUGUCUGUAAGCUUCUUUUGUCCUCUCUUCAGGGAACUACAGCAAGGCAUAUUUCUAGCAGGCAUUUAGCAAAAAAAAAAAAUCUGUUUCUGUAACCAUUAAAACAAACCAGAUAAAGUUUAAUAUAUUUUGCAUGUAUUUUGAAAAUACCCCAGAAGAGCAGCUAAGGCUCAAAUCUUGUGCAGCUAAGGUAACUGCUCACUGUGGUCUAAACUCUGGAUUCUAACAGAAUUUGUGUGCAUGCAUAUACUUUCUCUAUGCUGGGGGUGGGGUUAGAGAUCAUGAACAAACUCUUAUUUAAAAAGAAAAUUCCCUAAUAGCAGCAGCUGGCUACUGUAUUACUAGGUUGAGUAUUUAAUACUCAAAACUGAGUUAUGACCAUAGAUUUGUACAGUCUUAAAUGCUAACUUUGUGCUUCCGUGUUGUCAUCUUGUUCCUACAAACACUCUGAAUGACUUAAACGGGAUCUGUUUGCAGGAACAUUUUACAGACAAGUAUGUGGUGCUUCAUGUAUGCUGAAAAUUUCCCGCUUCAAAGAAGUCAGCUGAUACCUGGAGAAUUUCAGAGCUCCCAAAGUACCUUCACGUUCUCUGUUUGCCCAGAGCCCCCUACAGUUCUCUCUCUCCCCCCCCCACCACCCCACCUACCCCCCAUGGUGGUAGUCCCCUCCGAUUUCUUUUGGGACUUCCUUUUUGCUGCACAAAAGACUAAUAGCAGAAACUGACUACAGGGAUACUGCUAAAACUGACAAAGCUACUGAACAAAAAUCACUCACAUCUGUAUUAAUCUUCAAGCUGCUUUAUGCUGGGGAAAAAGAUAAAGUACUCAGUGCUGUUUAAAAGUCACAUUAGCACUGUUGAUAUUGAAAUUUAUCUUGUCAUGGCUAAUUUAAAUGAAAAGCACUCACCUUUAUUCCUUCUCCAGGCUCAGCUAUGUUUCAUGUACAUACAGGAAAGAAGAAAAAAACAAGUGCCCUCCCCCCCGGUACUGUUUAGUUUUUAAGUGUGAAUUCUGAUCAUUUUAAAAUAAAAGUUAAUAGAUAAAUAUCACAAUUUGAAUAAAAUCGCAAAAAGGGCAGGGCUACUGUUCAUAUUCAGAUUAAACACAACUGCCUUCGAAGUUGCUUACAUAUGUCUUUGGACAUGUUUUUGUUAACUGUAGCAAUCUGUUAUUUUGUUGUAACUGAGCUCUGCGGCAACUUGAAAAAAUUUCAGUUUAAUGCUGUUCGACAAGAUUGAAAAAGUGUACAGACUGUAAAGAUUUUAUAUGAAUUGUAAGAUUUUUGUUGAAUAUUUAUAAUAAAAUAUUAAAAUUGCACUUCA
Phalacrocorax carbo (great cormorant) is the source of this 5459-nucleotide messenger RNA. NCBI's taxonomy places the organism in Eukaryota, Metazoa, Chordata, Aves, Suliformes, Phalacrocoracidae. The record is from RefSeq and is a predicted model, not a curated record.